Molecule: messenger RNA, 2824 nt
Organism: Corticium candelabrum
Lineage: Eukaryota; Metazoa; Porifera; Homoscleromorpha; Homosclerophorida; Plakinidae
Product: complement C1q and tumor necrosis factor-related protein 9-like
Exons: 22
Coding region: 1771-2655 (294 amino acids)
Biological process (GO): immune response
Cellular component (GO): membrane
Molecular function (GO): tumor necrosis factor receptor binding
Source: RefSeq, a predicted model, not a curated record
CACGCACGUGACUCAUCUGUCUUGCCACAUUAUUGCAUUCGCACGUCUGUAAGCGUUCUGUUCGAUCCUUGAAAGGAAGACUUUUUGUUAACAGAUGGAUAUCAAGAAAGAGAUCAGUGUCCUGGGGCAAUGUUACUUACAUCAAUCCAAGUAUGUUGCCAUAGUAUUGCUGGAGGAGUGCUUGGCGUUACAACAGAAAUACCCUUCAGCUAAUGCUGUCAAAGUGGCAAAUACUAUGAGGCUGUUUGGUAGCUGUUUUAUGGAACAAAACAAACUGUCUGUAGCAGAAAGAUUAUUGAGAGGUUCUGUUGAUACAAGAAAAUCCUGCUCUUCCGGAAGGUCAUCCUGAUCUUGAACGUGGUGUGUGUUCAUUGUCUGAUACGAUUGUCAGUUAACACUUGCUCAGUGUCUGCACCAUCAAGGUAAAGUAUGUGAAUCAAUCAAGCUGACGAAGGAGUGUGUCAGGAUCUAUAAAUCAUCUUUUCAUCUUGAACAUCGUUAUGUGGCUGCAGCUGUUAGUCAACUUGGAUAUUAUUUACUGGUAGCUGGACAUUUGGAUGAAAGCGAAAAACAUUUGGAGAAUCUCUUGCUAUAGUCAGACAUUCACUACACAAGAAACAUCCUGAUACAGCAAUUUCAUUGAAAGGGUUGCAGAAUGUCUGAUGAGAAAAGGGAAGAACAUUGAAGCGGAAAAACUUCUCUUUGAAGCUGUCAACAUUGAAGCAGUUUGGCUCCAUGAAAAUCAUUCCAACAAAAUCUACAGUCAGAAUUUGUAUGAGAAACUCAAAUGGUCAUUGUGGCGAGAUGUUGUAGAAGUGCAGUAUCCAACUGAAUAUCUUGCUUCCUAUACUUGUUGAAUACAAAUGACAAGGCGAAGUGGUGGAGUUUUACCUCACACUGAAAGCAGUUCACAAACUAUCCACAGCAGCUGAUUUGCCAAAUUCCUGUUACCUUCUCACUCUCCUUCUCUUCCAGAUGAAGAACAGGAAGCAUCCUACUUUUGUAGCGAAGAGGGUCUACAUUCUUGUGGCUUCACAUCUUUAUCAACAGCACAAAGGGAUAGUACUUCAUCACAAAGAGAGAAGCUCAUUGCUAGUUCGUCCUCUUGUUGGAAGUGAAGUUCCUUACACAGGAUGUACUUUCCGGUACAUAGAUACUACAGGUCAGACAGUUGAAGAAGUUCCAGGAGAAAGGCUGGAUAGUCGUACAAUAGAAACUGUUACUCCUGCUUGGCCACAUGCUGAUCGAGUGGAGAUACACAUAUUUUCCUCAGAUGGUCAAACUCGUCUCGGAUAUUUUGUACACGUUUUCAUUGACCCCGUCUGCAAAGGUGUUACCUGAUUGUGAGGGUGACAGCAGCAUGCUACCAGGAGUAGUAGAUCAAGGAACAGAGAAAGAACAUCCUUCAGUUCGACCAGUCUGUGUUGCGAAGACGAGGAGAUUGUCAAGUUAGAGACUUGCAAGCAAUUGUAUCUGAUUUACAGUUUCUUGAGGUUGGCGUGGCUGUCAGAAGUCAUUGGUAUGAGAUUGAUAUUCGUCUUGGAGUCGUAAAGAUUGUCCCCCCCCCCCCCGUAACUUGGCUGCUUGCCUCAUACAUGUCUUCUCACUGUGGAGAAAACGAGAGCAGAAGGCAACUAUUGCAAUACUCCUGGAAGCAUGCAGCCAAGCAAGUGUCGGUGCAUGCAUCAGAGAAAGCAGUGAAGAAGGCACUAAAUCAAAAGUGAAAUUGGAUGGAAUUACGUACACUCAAGGACUCGAAUUUCAAGCGACAUGAACAUUAUCGUCUUCGUUGCAAUUGUUUGCUGCUUUCUCCGCGUCCGAUCAUUAACUCCUAAAACUGGAGACUCUACUAACUCUGAAGAUCCAGAAGUUCAAGUCUGUCAACCGCUAAAGUCUUAUCUCAAACGAACUCAGAUGGUGCGUCUUGACAACGUGUCUGGCAUUGGCGGAAAAGGAGAGAAAGGAAGUCCAGGGAAAAAAGGUCCAAGAGGCCCCCAAGGCAUUAGAGGAUCAAAGGGAGAAAUCGGUAUACAAGGUCCAGUAGGUCCUAGGGGUGAUGGUGGAUUACCCGGAGCAAAGGGAGAAGCCGGACCACAAGGUCGUCCCGGUCCAGAGGUGAGUGAAGAUGUGUUGAAACGCUAUUUUUCUCCAGUCAAGGGACUGGCAGAGAGGAUGAAAGAACUGGAGGAUUGGAAAGAAGAGUGGACAAAGAAUGAGAGUAGAGUGACUGUUGCAGCACAUCUUGUAGGAUCAUCAAACAGUUGGUAUACUAUAUCAGGUGUGAUAACCUACUGGCAAACAAGCAGUCCAUCAUUCUUACUGGGUGCCAUCACAUACAGCAAUGGAGCUCUUACAAUUCCAUCUGAUGGUGUUUACUAUAUUUAUACACAUCUGUGGUUAAAUGACUAUAGUGGCUAUGCCAUUUAUCCUUACAUCAGAGUAAAUGGCAAUCGUGUUUUGUACAUUCAAAGCUACCAUCAUCAUAGUAAAAACAAAUCCAAGCACGGUGGUCUACUUCAGCAGCUGAAAAAAGGUGAUAGCGUUGACAUAUAUGGUGGAGGAUAUCGACACUUCAUGGGCUCUACUUUUCAGUUUUUGGUAUUUUUAAGAUCGACUAGAAGCAUGUUGUUGAGAAUGAGAAUGUCAAUUAAUUAAGUGAUAAGUGUGAGUGUCAAAUGACUCUCCAUGUGAUCAUGUUUAAUAGUAAUUGUAGUUGUGACUGUGUAUGUUGGACUGUAGUGUGACCAUUCAACCCUAAUUUUUGUUUGUUGUUUCACUUCUGUGUAGUUCCAUUUCUAUAUUAUUAGCAAUAAAUGUUCAUUGA